Molecule: messenger RNA, 975 nt
Organism: Symbiodinium sp. CCMP2592
Lineage: Eukaryota; Dinophyceae; Suessiales; Symbiodiniaceae
Source: the annotation of a GenBank genome assembly
AUGGACGAAGGUGUUGCGGUGGUUCCGCGCGGCGACUCAUCGCAGGCAGACAAAGAAGAGACGUUCGCAGAACUAAACGACGAAGAGCACGAAGUAAGCCUCUUUACCGAAGGCCUGGACUACCUGCUGCCGCUCAACUUGGUCAGAAGCCCCCAAGCACCGACGAACUUUCCAUUGCGCCCACAUGGACCCCUACCCACCAACCUGCCAGAGAACUUGGUCAGUGACAGGCUACAGCACAUCCACCCCCACGAACGAGACGUACACCUACGCCUCGACAACUCCACGCACACCUACUUCUGGCAAAACAAACGAGUGAUGAUAUCGGUAACGCAGAUUAUCCACAAGUAUGCGGACAAGUUCGAUCCGGACCAGACGCUGAAAAACAUGUCAGAAGGAAGGCACUGGCCGCGGGCCGGGUAUCUCAAAACCGACAUCUCACCGGACAUGGAACGCAAGAUCAACCAGCUGCGCGCAGGCCCCCGCAUCCUGGCCAUGCUCCAACAAAAGAAAGCCAACGAUGAAGAGCUGAACCAGCAUCUACGCAUGGCGCUGCAGCAAGCGAACCCCACGGAAGCAGCGACUCUCCGAGGCCUCGCAAUGUCGAGCAGCGACGUGAAAAGAAAGUGGGAGACCGCCCGAGACGAGGCGUCGCACGAAGGGACAUGGAUGCACGCCCAGUUCGAGUGCCUCCUGAACGGAGGAACUGUUCCGGCCAUGACACCAGAGAUAAGCCCGCUAUGCAAGUUCCUCGAAAGACUGCAUCAUGCCACGAUCUACAGGACAGAGUGGAAGAUCUACGCCGACGACAUCGACGUGGCCGGCAGCAUCGAUUGUGUCUUACAGAGAGCGAACGGUAGCCUGGAGCGCGUGGACUGGAAACGAAGCAGCAAAAUAGCAAGCCGCGGAGAGCACUUCGGCCGCUUCAUGAAGCCACCUCUCGACCACUUGGCGGACAGCACCCUCUCCCACUAG